AUGGUGCGUCGCGCCCGGCUGGCGCUGGUGGCGGCGGCGGCGGCGCUGGUGGCGUUGGGAGCUCCGGUGGGUCAGGGCGCGAGGGCCCUGGAGUGGUACACGGCGUGGGUGAGCACGGCCUACGUGGAGCCGCUCAGCAACCGCACGGUGCGGGGUAACACGGAGAGCGGCCGUUACGGGGACAGCUCGCCGAAGGAGAGCGCCCAGGGCCUGGUGGGCAUCCCCCGCGGCGCCUCGCCCCGCCACAUGGAAGGCUGCGCCGCCGACACCGACUACGACGUGCCGCUGCCCCCCGGCGGCCGCGGGACCCCCGAGGGCGACCCGCCGCCCUGGAUCGCUUUGGUGGCCCGCGGCGGUUGCACCUUCAAGGACAAGGUCACCAACGCGGCGAGGAAGCGGGCGGCCGCCGUGGUCAUCUACAACGAGGCCCGCUUCGGGAACAGCACCGUCUCCAUGUCCCACCUGGGAACAGGAAAUACAGUGGUGAUAAUGGUUGGCUAUCCAAAAGGGAUAGAGAUACUGGAACCAGUACGAAGAGGGAUUCCAGUAAAAAUGACUAUUAUUGUUGGCACACGACAUGUGCAGGAAUAUAUUAGUGGCCAGUCGGUUGUGUUUGUAGCCAUCGCCUUCAUCACCAUGAUGAUUAUAUCACUCGCUUGGCUCAUAUUUUACUAUAUACAACGUUUCCUGUAUACAGGAUCACAGUUUGGAAACCAGGGACAUAGGAAAGAAACCAAGAAAGCAAUCAGCCAGCUUCAGCUGCAUACUGUGAAACGUGGAGAAAAGGGUUUAGAUGUUGAUGUGGAAAACUGUGCUGUAUGCAUUGAGAACUAUAAACUGAAAGACACUGUCCGAAUUCUGCCAUGCAAGCACAUCUUCCAUAGAACGUGCAUUGACCCUUGGCUUUUGGACCACCGAACUUGUCCAAUGUGUAAACUAGAUGUUAUCAAAGCUUUGGGAUACUGGCACCAGAAAAGAGAGAUGAAGACACAUGCGGGGGACCCUGAAGAUGUCCUUGAAGUUCAAAUACCUGAAUCAAUAAGUGGCAGUGUUUCAGUCGGAAGUCUGAGUAUUGCUUUACAAGAUGAUGACAGAAAUGAAGUAAGCGAAUUGUCAGCUUCCUCCACUAAUGAAUCUGUAUUGCAGUGUACCAGUUUAAAAGAGGACGCAGGUGAAACCACAGCAUUACUUGAUGUGGAUGUCAGUAAUAACCGGCAUGGAGAACAUCUAUCUAAUGGAAAUUCCCAUUGAACUGCUUCAUGGAAGAUAUCUUGAAUAGACUGUUGAAGAACUAUUAUUUUUUAUUUAAUUAGUAUGGACUUUUGUCUAGUUAAUGGGAAAAAAUAACAAUGUAAAUUAUUUUACCUUUCAAACUUUUCUAGCUGGUGUUCCAAAAGGGCUAAUAACUAAGAAUUUUGUACACAGGAGGAUUUUAUAAAAUCUCCUCUGGAUGUCUCAUCCAAAAAAAAAAAAAAAAAAAAAUGCAAUAACCCUUUUUCUGUAAGCAUUGUUACAAUGUCAUUGUGUUCCAGAGGGCUGUAACAAAGAUGAAGACUAGGCAGUGAAAACAAUGUAGAAUGUCUAAUGGAUAAAUAUUUUGGAUGCACUAUUUACAUUCAGUAUGUACACAUGGAGAACACUUACAAGACUACAACUCUUAAAAUGUUCUGAAAGUUCUGAUCUGUUGUAAUUGGAGGUGGAUAUUCUUAGGAAAGAAAUAAUCUAAUGUUGAAGGAGUCAAAUAACUUCAUGGAUAUGUUGCAUAUCCUUGUUUGUGAUGAAAAAAUUGCUAGUUGCAACUUUCCUUACAUGUAACAAAUACUAAUUUGAUCUUGUAAUGUGUUCUACUCGGAGUGGAUGCUGAGAGAAAAGGAGACUUUCUCCAUCUUGCUAGCUUUUUAUACUGAAUUUGGCAGUAACAGGUUGUGCUAGGUGGUCUUCACGUGCUGAGCAUGUAGACUUAUUUAGGUAUAUGCACACUGGUUACCUCUUUCAAUCUUAAACUCAGUAGAACAGAGGUAAAGGGCUAAUUAUGGCUAAAAUGUAUUUAUUAGUCUAUUUAUAAGAAUUUACUUAAUUCCUUCUUACUCCUAUUCCCAUCCAGUCCCACUUCGUUAUGUACAAAUUGAAACUGUUUCUUAGGAUUUACAAAGUUUGGGUUUGUUUUGGUUUUUCUUUUUUUUUUUCCUUUUCCUUUGUAUAGAGAUGUUGGAAUUCUUCUCUUGGAUAUUCCACAUUAGGAGUUUUGACUGGGUUUGCCAUUAGCUUUUAUUCCUUUCUUUUAGAUUAGCAGUAUUGUGCCUUAUAGUAAAACACUUAAGAAACCUGAAGCAUCUGAGAGUAAAUAUAAACCCUGGCAUCUCCCAUUAUGACCUCUUACUCAAAUAUUUAUGUACUGUAAGUGGUAUAAGGAAUUGCUAAACUGUUUUGUAAAGAAAUGUGUAUAUUUAAAACACUACUUACUAAGAGUGUUAAGUGAAUUGUUUAGAAUUUUAGCAUUGUCAUGUUAUAAAUAAUAUGCUACAUUCCUCAAUUUUCUUUUGUAAAGCUGUUACUCCAGGUUGUUUAAAACAGUGUCUUUCACUAGACAUUUGUUUUAGAGUGCAUUUUGUUUUUAAAAAUGUAUAUUUGGGAUGUUUUUAAGAAAAUAUGCAAUUCUUUUUCUAACUUAUAUUGAGCUUCAAUAGAAGCAAUAACUUUUUUUAAUUUUAGAAUGAAUGUUCCAGAAAUGACAGAGGUUUCAGCUGGGGAAGUAUAAUCUGAACUUCUACUUU
Messenger RNA from Haliaeetus leucocephalus (bald eagle), 2774 nucleotides. It is a transcript of the gene RNF149, whose product is annotated as ring finger protein 149. The transcript is spliced from 8 exons. The record is from RefSeq and is a predicted model, not a curated record. Lineage: Eukaryota; Metazoa; Chordata; Aves; Accipitriformes; Accipitridae. The coding region runs from base 1 to 1251 and encodes 416 amino acids.